Molecule: messenger RNA, 2780 nt
Organism: Brassica napus (rape)
Lineage: Eukaryota; Viridiplantae; Streptophyta; Magnoliopsida; Brassicales; Brassicaceae
Product: transcription factor MYB88
Exons: 11
Coding region: 647-2044 (465 amino acids)
Biological process (GO): regulation of DNA-templated transcription
Cellular component (GO): nucleus
Molecular function (GO): RNA polymerase II cis-regulatory region sequence-specific DNA binding; DNA-binding transcription factor activity, RNA polymerase II-specific
Source: RefSeq, a predicted model, not a curated record
UGGGGUUUAUUUUUCAAACUUGCCUUCAUACCCGCGCACUAAACCCCAACCUUUUUAAUUUAUUUUCUUUAAAUUCAAGAAAUCGUUUAAACACAAAUACAGAGAGAGAGAGAGAGUUUUUAAAAGAGGAGACAUGUGAAGGAGAGAGAGAAAGAGAGGAGAAUGAGAUCAUUUUUUCAUUUCUUAUUUACAGUUCCAACGAACUGUGAGAGAGGUUUCUAAUUCUAAAACAAAACCAGUGUUCAUGAAUUGUCUGAAUGAUAACCGAAAAAAAAAAUUAAAAAAACAUUUCAAUCCGGGAAAAAAAUCAAAACUUUAUUUCUUCCUAUAAAACCCUCUUUUCCAAUUUCGUCAAAAUUCACUCUCUUUGCGAACCUACGAAUCCAGACGACUCUGUGAAGUUUAUUUUAUAAAGCAAGGAUAAAAAUGGGGCUCCUUUUCACAGAGUGAUAUAUUUUUUUUAAUUUAAAGAUUGGGUUUUUAUUAGCAAAGUUGGAGGGGUCGGCUCGUCUGGUCUGGUCUCUGUGGGAUAGAGAUAGUUUUGGGGGUUUUAAUAAAGGGACAAGGAGCGUCGACGAGAUAAUAAUAUUACAUUGGAACAAAAGAAGACGAGAGAGAGAGCGUCAGUGAGAGAGAAACUAAACUAAUGGAAGAGACAAGGAAGAAGAAGAAGGAUGAUUCCAAAAAGAAGGAGCGUCAUAUUGUCACUUGGUCUCAAGAGGAGGAUGAUAUACUUCGAAAGCAAAUCACUUUACAUGGCACUGACAAUUGGGCGAUCAUUGCUUCCAACUUCACUGAUAAGAGCACAAGGCAGUGUAGACGCAGAUGGUAUACAUACUUAAACUCUGAUUUCAAGAGAGGAGGUUGGUCCCCUGAAGAAGAUACUCUUUUGUGUGAGGCACAAAGAGUGUUUGGGAACAGAUGGACUGAGAUAGCAAAAGUGGUCUCAGGCAGAACGGAUAAUGCAGUGAAGAACAGGUUCACAACACUGUGCAAGAAGAGAGCCAAGUAUGAAGCCAUGGCUAAAGACAAUAGUCUUGCUUCUUGUGUCAUCAACUCUAACAACAAAAGAAUGUUGCUCCCAGACUGUGGUAUCAGUACACCACCUAAAGCCGAAACCCAUUCCCCUCUUGCUAAAAAGAUGAGGAGAAGUGACGUUCCAGAUGUAACAGUGUUCGGUAGCUAUGGGGAUAGGUCACACAUAAAGGUUAACUCGGGUGUGAAUCAGCAUCUCUAUGGGAAUAGAUCACAUAUAAAGGUUGUGAAUCAGCAGAUAAGACCUCCUUUCUUAGUACUAGCCCACAAUGAGGAGAAGGAGGAGGAGAAGAAUCAAACAAACAGUGCCAAGGAGAGUGAAGGUGAGGAUAAAGGGAAUCAUGAGGUGUUUCUUAAGAAGGAUGAUCCGAAGGCAACAUGUUUGAUGCAACAAGCUGAGCUUCUCAGUUCAUUGGCCCAGAAAGUUAAUGCAGAUAACACAGACCAAAGCAUGGAGAAUGCCUGGAAGGUCCUGCAGGAUUUCUUUAAUAAAAGCAAAGAGAAUGAUUUAUUCAGAUACGGACUACCUGAUAUCGAUUUCCAGCUUGAGGAGUUUAAGGAUCUUGUUGAUGACUUGAGGAGUAGUAACGAAGAUAGUCAAGCCUCUUGGAGGCAACCGGAUCUCCAUGACUCACCUGCAAGCUCUGACUAUAGCUCAGGAUCAACUACAAUACCACACUCUUCUGGUGAUCAAACCCAACAACCCAUGUCUGGUUCUCAGACAGAAACACAGGAGCAAAAUGCUGGGGAGUUACUACCAGAUAAUGUGCAAGUGGAUUUACUGUCAACUUGUCAUGAGAUUGUGCCCAUGUCGGUUGAGGAAGAGUUUAACUCGCCUGUUCAAGUCACUCCAUUGUUCAGAUCUCUAGCAGCAGGCAUCCCAAGCCCACAGUUCUCUGAAAGUGAGAGGAACUUUGUGCUAAAAACACUUGGUGUUGAGUCCCCAUGUCCAAGUGCUAAUCUUUCACAACCACCUCCUUGCAAAAGAGUCCUUCUUGAUAGCUUGUAAACCAAACCAAAAGACCGCGGUUAUGUCUCUAUGGAGCCGACAUAACUUGCAUUUUUUUUUGCUUAGAUUUUCUUCAUUAGGUUUGCAGCCAUAUCGGCCUGAAAAGUUUUUGUGAAGCGGGCGUGCCAUGAUCUGCAUUCUUUUCCCCCCUCGGUGUUCAUAAUCUAGAAUCUAAGAAUGUUAAAAAGGUAACAUUUCAAAGUCUAGACCUGAGUUUCUCUCUCAGAUACUCAGGAGUGUUUCUUUUCAUCAUUAGCAUACUUGAAGCCCAUUUCAUAAAAGGGUUAAACAAGUAUGUACCUUUUUUUCAGUUCAUGACUUGUGUUGUGUGUAAGAAACAUUCUUUUGUUUGUCCUCCUUCUUUAAAGGUAAAGCCCGGAUACAUAAUCCGGGUCUUUUCCUUCCCAAUGAAUUCUUGAUUUGUUGUGUUCUUGAUUCUCUGUACAGAAUCUAUAAAUAUUACAUAAAAAGCAGAUGUUUUUGUUUUAGAGUGUAAAAAGAUAAAACAACUUCAGAGAGGCAUCUCGCCUUUCUAUAUACAGUGAUGGUUAGAAAACAUGAAGAAGAAGAAAACUUAAGCCAAGACUUUCAUAAAGGUUUUUGGAGAACCUUUCUUUAUGUAGUAACUUCUCAUAGGUGUGAGAAGUAGACAGAAACAUAAUGGUAUUUUUUAAAGAAGAUUCAUGUGAUUUGUAAAGAGAUUAUAUGAAUGGAAAUCAUUUGAUUUUGGUGUGAA